AUGCAGGGUUCACAUCUUGCUUCCGCGCGAUCCUCCUCCAUCCCCGAGCCCACCAUGAGCAAAUAUACCGAAGAUGAUCUGCCCGAGUUCACGCCUAUGCCAUGGACUUUGAAAGAGAUUCGGGCUGCGAUUCCCUCGCACCUCUUCGUGAGAGACACACCACGGGGGUUUUUGUACCUCACUCGGGACCUGUUAAUGGCAGCAAUAGCCUGGAAACUCGCUACUUUGAUCGACCCAUUCUUCCAAAGCGCUGCGAUUCGCUCUCAGUUGAGUCCGCUUGGCGCGGAAGCUUCUCGGUGGCUCGCCUGGGGUGUCUACUGGUGGUUCCAAGGUCUAAUAUUCACAGGAAUUUGGGUAAUUGGACACGAGUGCGGCCACAGUGCAUUCUCUUCGACACGCAUAGUGAACGAUGUGAUUGGCUUCAUCACCCACUCUUUCCUUUGGACUCCAUACUUUAGCUGGAAGAUUUCCCAUCACCGACACCAUAAGAGCCAUGCUUCAAUGGAACGUGAUGAAGUUUACGUGCCGAAGACGCGCAGCGACCUUGGGAUUCCAUUGAAGCCUAAUGAAGAGAUUGACUGGGAAGAGUACUUUGGCGAUACGCCAGUGUACACGUUGUAUAUGCUUAUGCGCCAACAGCUACUGGCGUUCCCCGCCUAUCUACUCUUUAACGUCUCAGGCCAGAAGAACUAUCCCAAGUGGACAAAUCACUUUGAUCCAAAUUCAAUUCUAUUCACCAAAAGCCAACGAACCCAAGUGAUCCUAUCUAAUCUCGGACUUCUCACAAUGGCAUGGGGAGUAAAGUACGCUUGCUCCAAGUACUCCGCGGCAGAAGUCAUCAAGUACUACGGGAUUCCAUGGCUCGAAGUCACCCAUUGGUUCAUCAUGAUCACGUACCUACAUCACACAGACCCACUCCUUCCACACUACCGAGGAACUGAAUGGAACUACCAGCGCGGUGCCGCUGCGACCGUCGACCGGAACUUCUUGGGCUGGCAGGGCCGUUUCUUCUUGCACGAUGUCGCCCAUUACCACGUAAUCCACCACUUCUUCCCAAAGAUGCCUUUCUAUCAUGCACCGGAAGCUACCCAACACUUGAAAGCUUUCAUUGGAGAUCAUUAUGCGUACUCCGACAAACCUAUAUUCAAGGCACUCUGGGACAGCUACAACAGAUGUCAGUUCGUCGAGGAUGAAGGAACUGUGUUGUUCUAUCGUGACAAGGAGGGAAAGGCCGUUAGACGUCCGGCCGCACUUUAUAGGGCACCUUCCUCAGCCAAGGCUGAUACCUCGGCGAAGCUCUAA
Somion occarium is the source of this 1302-nucleotide messenger RNA. NCBI's taxonomy places the organism in Eukaryota, Fungi, Basidiomycota, Agaricomycetes, Polyporales, Cerrenaceae. The record is from the annotation of a GenBank genome assembly.